UUGUCAUGCCCUUUUGGUACAGGGAAGUCAGUCGGGGAGACUCCUAAACAAUGCGCACAGUCCCUGCUACAGACUUCUUGCAUGUAGUGCAGCUGUACCAGCCAAUUCCAGUGCAGCUGGGCCGGAUGUCAGGUCAUACUCCCCCAUACCUUGGCUUGUUUUCAGGUCCACUGCUUUGCAGGGGACAGGGAGGGACUCCAACACUUCCCCUUUUCUCAGCUCUUUCCCUGCAGUGGAAAUGAGCAGGAAGGUGUGUGGAUAGGGUGGAGGUGAGAGCAUGUGCCAUGACAGGAGUGGCAGGGAGAGGAGAACUGUGCUGCGGCAGGUCUGUUUUGAACGGGCACAACUCAGUUCAGUCUAACAGUGAGGCCUCCGCCUUGUGCAGCACCCACCAUGCUGGUGCUUUUCAGCUCCGUUGACCUCUUGGGCCAUCUAGGAAAAGAUCGAGUGAACCUAGAAAUCCAGCUGCCCUGUUCCAAGGUAACCCUCCCAGUCAGGCUUGGAUCGCACAGGCUGGGCAGCGUGGCAAGAGUUUAUGUUGCCACCAGCUAGGGCAGAGGUGGGCAAUUGUUUGGGCUGGAGGGACACUUAAGGAGUUUUGAUGACCUGUUGUGGGCUGGGCACGGUGGGGAGCAAUUGAUCCUAUCCGGCCCUGGUGCCCACCACCAGGAGACCAGGCGGAGCGGGUGGGCAGGCAGGGUCUCCAUGCAGACUGGCCCAGGACCCCUGCGGGCAAGGCGCACUCGGCCAAGUGGAUGGGAUGUGGCUUUGGGCAGGCGGGAAGCGGCAUCCAGGAGUGGGCCAGGAUCAUGGAGCUGUGACAGCGCAGGGCUGGGCCCUGGGACAGAGCCACAAUUAGCUCCCCGCACAUCCCUGUGACGGACACCAGUUCCAGGUCCCAGGCUAAUCUCUAUGGAGACCUUGCCCAUCUGCUCCAUCCGACAUCCCCAGCAGUGGAUGCAGGAUGGACAGCUUGGGGUGCCUAGGCAAUCAAGCUGGGUCCAGUGGUGGUGGCAGAGAUGCUGGUGGUGGCAGCCGGGCAGUGAGCCAUCACCAUGGGGGCUGCCAGGAAUCCAAGUCCGACUGCCUUGCCCUGUGCCCAGUGGUGGCGAGACCAACCGCACAUGCCAUGGCCCAGACUGCUCCCCACACCUGGGCCAGGUGGGGCCGAGGGACCUGCCGUGGGCCAGAUACAGCCCCUUGGUGGGCUGGAUCUAGCCCACGGGCCCUAUUCUGCCUACCUCUGAGCUAGAGUGUAUACUCUGAGAAGAGGGGGUAUAUUUCCUCCACAUUCAUAGGGUUGCAUCUAAAAUUUGGCAGUAAGGAGUCUUCCGGGCCAGAAGGUCUCUGCUCUGUAACGUGCCUGAUGGAGUUUGGAGCAUGUUAUAAACUGCAAUUUUCAUCUUUUUAUGCUAUGCUGUAAUUUCAAACACUUUAGUGUCACACUGGCAAGUCCAGGUAUAACAUUAGGUUGAAUGUACAUUUACUUUGAAGCAAAGUGAAGCUAUGAAAUGCUAGAACUGAGGCUGAAUUUGGGGGGGAGCUGUUGGCAAAGGGAGGGAAUCUGUUUUGAGUUAUUCUCAUAUUAACCCUUUGGUUUUACCCUAUCCUGUUUUGCACUGGUUGCCCCCCAAAAUCAGUUGGGAGCCUGGGUAUGUUGCCUCUUUGUAGAGGGUGGGCCCAACCCCUGCCACUCCUGGAAGACCCUAAAUGUCGGCAAGAGUAGGGGUAUGGUGGAGGGGGGGCAGGCAAUUUUGAUGCUGGCACUUCAUAGCCAUUGAGGGGUUCCUGUUCUUCUGAUGUAGCUCGUAUUUCCUUACGCUUGAAUGAGAGGGAGGAAAGCACCCUGGAAACUCCCCCUGAGGUGCUUGUUGAUACCCACGGGGUUGUUCUCGGGGCAAAACCGUUGUGUCGGCCGUGCAGGCCGUAGUAGCCGGCAGCAGUCAGUCCCCUUCUCUGCGGAGCAGUGGGGAGAGGUCUGCGAGAUGUUUCAGCGAUAGCAAUGGGAAGGGGAGACUGGGAUCAUGGGUGGCUUACUCUUCCCCAUCCCAUUGCCUUCAUUUAGCGGGUGCUGGACUCCCCACACCUGGCCUCUUGUCCAAGUCUUUUUGCCCAGCAUUUCUAGUCUCACCCAUCCUGGCGUCUUGGCCCAGUCUGUCCCUGCAUCUCCGCCAGUCUCCUUGCCCAGCUGAUCCAUUCCCUUCCCUCCCCAUAACUCUACCAAGCCGUCUCACCCUCUCUUGCCUUCAUUUGUCCCCCCUCCUAAGGCUCCUGGCCUCGAUCUUUGUCCCACCCAGUUUCCACCUGGGAAACCGGUUGCUUGUCUGAUCUGUCUUCCCUUUCCCUACCAGUUUGCAGUCUCUAGUCGCUUCUCAGCUCUCCCAGUGUGCAGACUCCUACUUGCUGGUUCACGUCCCUCCCAGGCUUUCCUGUCUUACCACUGGCCAGUCCCAACCCCUGCUGGUAAGACCAGUCAGAAUACUAAACUGAGGGAAGAGAAAUCAACUGCACAGAUACAGUCAGGGGGUUUAACUGCCUAAGCAGGGGUACAGCAGGCACGUGUUGGGGGAUAUUGUGGAGCACAAGCUAUGUCAUAGUGUUGCAAAAGGCAAAUCUCCUGGGGGCUGCAUUAAUAAGAGUGUAGUACGAAGGGCAUUUGCAGUAUAUUCUGACAUAAGCUGGAUGGAGUCCGGAGGAGAAUAACAGGAACAAUAUACUUAAAAGACAUGACCCACAGCAGAAGAGUUGAAGGGCCUGCUGCUUUUUUUUAAACAAAAAAAAGAGAGAGAGAGAAGGCAACAGGGGGCAAACACAUUUUAAUAUGCAGCGUUGCAUCAAUAAUAAAAUAUAAACACGUUGAGGAUCAUGAUCAGUUGCCCACCAUGAAGAAAGGACAAGAGGAAAUCAGCUUUAUUUGCACCAAAGAUGAUUGAGGUAAGAUACUGGGAACCUCCUCACUGGAAGGAUUGGGAAGGAUUGGAACGGUUGAGGAAGAUUGGGGUAUUGCCUUCACUGGCAGUUGUCAAGAUUAGGGAGAUGUCUGCUGGGAAUUGCUUGGUUGUACUUGAUUCUGCCUUGGAGCACCAGGGUGUGGAUUAGGUGGCCUCUGGAAGUCCUCACUAAGCCUUCAUUUUGUGAUCUAGGACAGCAGUGCCCGAUCUCCUGGCCCCAUGGGCUGGAGGAGCGGCACAGAGCCGGUCCCUGAGCGCAAGCUGGCAUGUCAGCUGGGAUUUGGCUGUAAAUUGGUAUGGUUGGGAGUGCAGGGUCACAUUAUCCAGCCCCCAUGACGCCCAUAGGGAGCAACAAUUCUGCCACUGCUCCCCUGCCACCAAAUUUCCAGACCUCUAGGGACCCCCAUUGGCUGGAUCUGGCCCACGGGCCAGGGGUUAAGCACCUCUGUCCUAGCACAAGAGAGGACUAAAUUGCCUUCCACUGAAGCAUGUUAUUCCUCAUGUUGCACCUCUUCUGCAAAACUAGCCUGAAGCACACUUCUGUGUCUUGACCAGAAAUCUUUCCAGCAGAGGUUAUUAAUGACUAUACGGUACCUUGUUAACAGUACAGUGCGGGAUGAUUACAGUACAGUAGCACCUAGUUUGAGUCCUCCCCCCUCUCCUCUCCCUGUUGGGAUCCCAAAGUGUUGAACAGGUGUACACAAAACAGCAGGGAGCUCAGAGGUGGAGGAGGGACCUUGCUGUCCUUAUUGUGCUGUCAUAAUACCUGUGGAUCUAGGCAUGAACCCGGAGCCUGUUGUUGGGUGCACACCAGAAAGGCAAGCCCUGCCCCAAAGAGCUUACAGUCUUCGAGCAAGAGGAUGCCAUGGUUACAGACACGCACAAGGGAAUGAGAAAACAAUGAGACCUUGUUGAUCAGCGUGAUGGGCAGGGGUCUCGGCCUAUCCACAGCCUCUCUCCAGUCAACUAUGCAUGAGCGCAGAUGGAGGCAGUUUGCGGGGGGAUAAGAGGGGAGCAACCUCCCACGGAGAGAUGAGAGACACGAAGCACAUACUUUCUGCCUUCUCAUCGCACCCCAACAAGAGAACAGCUGAUUCGGACACUUGGAAGCUGACCGCUCUCAAACUGCCAAGAUGGUCAUAAAUGCCUGCCUCCCACAGUUCAAGCCAAGGAUUCACUGCAACAAGAUCUCUGCCGACGGAUAUGAAGUGGAGAACCUCAUCUCUGAAGACCUGGCGAGGAGAAACCGGGGCUUUCGCAGCGAAUAUUUUAUCAAACCUCCGGUCCACAUCACCAUCUCCUUUCCCUUCAACAUAGAGAUCUGCAGGAUUAACAUAGAUAUCUCGUCGGGAGGCUACCAAACCUUCACUGGGCUCGAUAUUUACACGUCUACCUCAGCCAAUAAGACCUCUGGGAACAGCCCCGAGGGUCAGUUCUCGCCUCUGGCCGGUCAGCCGGUGUCAGAUAAAGACAUGUUCACCCUGGUGGGGAAGGCUGUGCUCAAAAAUCAAAGCAGAGUGACUUUCAGCCACAGAGGCUUCAAGCUGAGGCCUCCCUUCCAUCAGAUGGAAGCUGGCUUCUCCUACCCAGGAUCUGCAUCUCAAGACCUGUGGAAUAAAGGCCCAGCCUCACUCAGCAACGUAUCGCACUUAAAGAUUUGUAUCACUCACGUAGCUGGAGGUGGCCUGCCUUGCAUUAAGAGGCUGGAGGUCUGGGGCCAGCCAGCCAAGUCGUGCCCCCAGGAGUUGGUCGACGGUGUGUUCCAAGUGGCUUCUGGGUGCCACGCUCAGGACUUUGGCGGCAUAAAGCCGGAGCCGUGGACACCAAUGGAAAGUGACUGUGUGCCCUUUAGCAAUGCUGGCAGCGAGCAGCAGACUCUCCGGAAGCUGGUUGAUGUUAUUCAGGAUAUCCCUGAAGAGUUCCUGGACCCCAUCACUCUGGAGAUAAUGCCUUUCCCCAUGCUGCUGCCCUCGGGCAAGGUGAUCGACCAGAGCACCUUGGAGAAAUGCAACCGGAGCGAGGCCUCCUGGGGGAGGGUGCCCAGCGACCCCUUCACGGGAGUCGCCUUUAGCCAGCACUCCCAGCCCCUGCCUCACCCGACGCUGAAGGCAAGGAUAGACCACUUCCUCCUGCAGCACAGCAUCCCGGGCACCAACCUUCUCGGCAGGGCACAGGACUCUGAAAUGGUCGCACCUUCUUCCCUCACGAUAUCUUCUCUGAAAAGGAAAAUGGACUGUAUGGAGCAAAGUCCCCAUGACGGCAGCCACCUGGAACCUUCCUAUUUUUCUACUGCAAACUUACUAGUCACGUCUACCUCAGAGACCAGUGCGAAAAAAAUGAAAACUGAGAGCGACUCGCACUCGGCCCAGAUGGACUGUUCAACAGAUCCGGUCUCCCACGAACAGAAACUGUCACAAAGCUUGGAUGCUGCCUUGAGCUCUGCCCUCAGCUCCAUGCCUUCCUUCACAGCCAGGUUAAUAAAGGGCCACCAGCAGCCCCAUAGCGAGGGGAGCUGCAGUACUUCAUGGACUACAAGUACUGCGCCAGAGCACGACAGGAGCAGCCAAGUCCACGCGUGCGCUUCCUGCGGUAAAACAUUUUCCGCUUACUUCAAAACAGAGCCUGUCUACCAGCUUCCCUGCGGCCACCUCAUGUGUCGUCCGUGCUUAGCCGAGAAGCAGAAGUCCUUAUCAAUACUGUGCAUGAAUUGCAAAAGGUCAGUGGCCACCCACGAUGUGCUGAGGGUCCACUUCUAGCUCCUCUCCGUGGCUAUCGAAAGGUUGUGGCUGGAGAGCCCCCGGGAUGGCUCGGAGGGCGAGAUCAAGAGCCGCUGCUCUUCCACUUGCCUCUCUCGAUCAGUCCAAGGAUGCGGUCCUUUAAAGAGCUUGCCAGAUGGUCGCCCGUAAUCCGAAGCGGACCUGGUCUUCUUAUGCUCACAGAGUAGUGGGGGGUUAGGGCAUCACACAGGAGCUAAGCGAUUACAAGGAUACUUAAGCCAUAGCUUCUUUAACAAGGAAAAUGUAUUUAUAUGAUCCUGACCUCCACCCAGUCAUGCGCCAUCCAUCUCUCACCAUUCCAGCGGCUCAGUGCUUAGCAUAGGUGCCUUUCGGACUGUGUGUCUAGCUUCCCUGUGAUUUAAAACCAUUUUAAGUAUUUGACAAGCUGCCGUUCCGUCAUGGACUAGUGGAAGUCCUUAUGGUUGAGAGCACGCGAACUACCCAACUUCUCCCCUUCUCCGCACCCCCGCCCCACCGUGCUCGGCAGUCUCCCAGCUACAUGAAGAGCCCAUAGGUCACCCAUUCUGGAGACCAGUAGGCAGCGAAGAGGGGAACGUGGUUAGUGCAUUAAGUAACUGGCAAUGAUCUCAUUCUGCUCAUGCGAACGGUGUAGAAAAGCCAUUGCAUUACACACAGCGUCACUCUGUUUAUGUCGUACGACUGGACCAGCUCCCGUCCUGCUGAUAGACAUUUAAGCCUUAAUAAAAUUAUGGUUAAAGUCUC
Alligator mississippiensis (American alligator) is the source of this 6451-nucleotide messenger RNA. It is a transcript of the gene UBOX5, whose product is annotated as U-box domain containing 5. The record is from RefSeq and is a predicted model, not a curated record. Gene Ontology annotation, cellular component: nucleus. Gene Ontology annotation, biological process: protein polyubiquitination. The transcript is spliced from 5 exons. Gene Ontology annotation, molecular function: ubiquitin-ubiquitin ligase activity; ubiquitin protein ligase binding. Bases 4085 to 5707 code for a protein of 540 amino acids. Lineage: Eukaryota; Metazoa; Chordata; Crocodylia; Alligatoridae.